Molecule: messenger RNA, 489 nt
Organism: Acanthosepion pharaonis
Lineage: Eukaryota; Metazoa; Mollusca; Cephalopoda; Sepiida; Sepiidae
Source: the annotation of a GenBank genome assembly
AUGAUUAGCGAUUGCGACGGUUCAUAUUAUCCGUGGUACGGAUCAAACGAGGAGGUGGUCCAGUUCCGCUGCCCGGAUCUGAAUGGUAAGCGAUGCACCAUCCAAAUGGUUGACAACUUCCACCCGCACGUUACGUGGCGCAACCCUACAAAUCCGAAUCGGCUGCGGCCGAAUCUGACAUAUAUCAUACGCCGCCAAAGCUUCCUUGUGUGGCUUGUGGCCUGGAAGGUGGCCACCAUGAAGUCAUACAUUCUCAAGAAUUUCCACUGGAACAUGAACGUAGAAAUCAGAGUAAAUCCCGACGCGCCCGUCGGCCAUCGAGCACAGUUAGUGAGUUCCCCACUUCUCCGUCAACCUGUUUGCCUUUCGAUGCCCGUGGCUAUUCCGCCUCGCGCCUUGCUACCCCCGAAUGCCAACAGCGCUCAAAGGUUGGUUUGGUAUCCGACUAAAGGAACACCGGUCAUUAUCAUUCCUCCCGCUAUUUACUGA